UGCUAUCACUCUGUUCCUUCAUUUGAAAAAAAAAAAAAAACAAAACCAACGGUGAGGCUCAGCUUACACCACCACCGAGAAACAAAACCUUCAAUUAAAUUUUCGAAACUAGGGCUGAAUUAGGAUCCUCUCUAAAUCGAUGGCCUGUUCUAAUAGUACAGCGAGAAAAGACGUUGAUAGGAUCAAGGGUCCAUGGAGUCCAGAAGAAGAUGAGGCGUUACAAAGGCUGGUUCAAAACUAUGGUCCAAGAAAUUGGUCAUUAAUAAGCAAAUCGAUCCCUGGUCGAUCUGGCAAGUCUUGCAGGUUACGAUGGUGUAACCAGCUGUCACCUGAGGUCGAACACAGACCUUUUACACCUGAAGAAGAUGAAACUAUUAUGAGAGCUCAUUCUCGCUUCGGUAAUAAGUGGGCCACCAUCGCUCGUCUUCUCAAUGGCCGUACCGAUAACGCUAUUAAAAACCAUUGGAACUCGACCCUCAAGCGAAAAUGUUACGACCUAAACGACGACGUGGCCCAUAACCCACAGCCUCUUAAAAGAUCCGCGAGCCUUGGUGCGGGUGGUCUUCCGGGUAGCCCAUCCGGAUCUGAUCUCAGCGAUUCAAGUUUACCCGAUAUGGCUUCUUCUCCGGUUUACCGCCCUUUGGCAAGAACCGGCUCCCUUGUUGUCCCGCCGGCUUCUCUUCCACUCGAUGCCACCUCUUCGACUACUACCACUACUACUGCAGAUCCGCCGACUUCCCUGACCCUUUCUCUUCCUGGAUCCGAUGAAGUUUCGAAUCAAAUAUCUGGACCCGAAUUCACACAGUUAGCGGUGCCAGUGCAACAAGUUCCAGCUGUACAACAACAGAAUGGAAUUGGGUUUGAGAAGCAGUUUUUUACACCAGAGUUUUUGACAGUUAUGCAAGAGAUGAUAAGGAAGGAAGUUAGGAACUAUAUGUCUGGGGUCGAGCAGAACGGGCUGUGCAUGCAAACUGAAGCUAUAAGAAAUGCUGUCGUUAAGCGAAUUGGGAUUAGUAGAAUCGAGUAGUAGAGUAUUAGUGCUUAAUUAUCAUUCUAAUCAUCCAGCUCAGGGGAUUAAGCAAAAUUUGGAGAGAGGAGAGAAAUUGCGUCUUUUAUUUUGCUUUAUACACAAGUAAUAAUUUUGGCUGUAGUGUACAGAUGAACAAAAUGGGGAAGGAUCUCAGAAAAGAAAAUGAAAAAAAAAAAGGAAAAGAAAUCCUUUUUGAAUAUAAACUUCAGAAAAAGAAAACAAAAUCUCUUUGCCCUUC
This is a messenger RNA of Ricinus communis (castor bean), 1268 nucleotides long. RefSeq names its product transcription factor MYB44. Gene Ontology annotation, molecular function: DNA-binding transcription factor activity, RNA polymerase II-specific; RNA polymerase II cis-regulatory region sequence-specific DNA binding. Bases 140 to 1027 code for a protein of 295 amino acids. NCBI's taxonomy places the organism in Eukaryota, Viridiplantae, Streptophyta, Magnoliopsida, Malpighiales, Euphorbiaceae. The transcript has a single exon. Gene Ontology annotation, biological process: regulation of DNA-templated transcription. Gene Ontology annotation, cellular component: nucleus. The record is from RefSeq and is a predicted model, not a curated record.